Molecule: messenger RNA, 7076 nt
Organism: Trachemys scripta elegans
Lineage: Eukaryota; Metazoa; Chordata; Testudines; Emydidae
Gene: FANCG
Product: FA complementation group G
Biological process (GO): interstrand cross-link repair
Cellular component (GO): Fanconi anaemia nuclear complex
Molecular function (GO): protein binding
Source: RefSeq, a predicted model, not a curated record
AGCAGAAAGAAUCAACCAUGGGCUCAUUAGGGUGCUGGAGGCUUGUGGGGUGUCUGGGCAGGAUCUCAGCACAGAGGAGCUCUGGCAGAAAGUGCUGCAGGAUGUGACCACAGAAGAGCUGUGCGCACCUCUGCAUCGACUAGGUGCUCUGCAGGGAGCGGUAUGGCUGGCAGCAAACUGCCUGGGGAGCGUCACUGGUCUCUUCCGGCUCCUGAGUGACACCAAGGGCCCGCUGCCUUCUGCCCACGGGGGUGAGAAUGAGCUCCUUGCGCUUCUCAAGGCAUGGAGUGUGCCUGUUGAGGGGGACACGUCGCCCCUCGUGGUGCAGAGCACCAAGGACUUGAAAGAGAUACUGUGGACCUCAGCUGCCUUCCUGCAAGGUUUGCAGGGCCUGGAGGCUGGGAAUCUCCCCACAGCUCUCUCCCUGCUCCAGGCAGCUGCAUCCGGGUUCUGCUCCAAGAGGGUCCUGGCCCAGAUCUACACCUGCAUCGGCUGCUGCACUCAGCAAAUGGGCAAGCCUCAGACUGCUCUUCAGCACUUGAAGCGGGCGCUGCAGGUGGAUUUCCAGUGCCUCUCUGCCCUGUCCCAGGCGGCGCUGGUGUACCGCCAGCUGGGGGAGACGGACGCGGAGUUGGAAGCUCUGGCUCUGCUCUACAAGGCUCUGGAGACCCCCGCUCAGGAGGCUGUCUCCAUCGAUCCUUGCUUUCUAAUCCGAACGGAGCUCCUUGUUCACACCCCGGCCCUGGCAUCCCUGUUCAGCCGCAGCCACCCGUCGGAAGUGAAGUACCUGCUGGCGCAGCGGUGCCUCCAGGCUGGCAGGGUGGGUGAGGCAGUGGAGCAUUACCUGGACCUUCUGGCUCUGCUGCAGGAAGGGCCGCAGCACCAGGUGCCCCUGCACGGCAGGUCAGCUCUGCCCAGGAUCCCGGAGGUGUUCCUGGAAGCUGCGUCCGCCCUCGAGCAGCUCGGGAGGUACCAGGACGCCAUAGCUGUGUGUGAGGAGGUCAUCAGUCGAACGGAUGACCUGAUCCCAGAGACGCUGCGGAUCGAAUUGGACUCCGGUGCUGGAGGGGAGGCACCAGGGAGGGCAGGCUCCCCUUCACCUGGCAUCCCACCCCAGCAGAGAGAGAGCCUGCGCUGCAUCGUGUGGAGGGCAGCUGCGUAUCUGCAUCAGGGCCGGGCUUGGGCCAGGCUGGGGGAGAGCAAGGAAGCCAUAACACGGUUUACCAGGUGCCUUAAUGUCCUCCUGAGAGUCCAGCUCGUGAGCGCAGCCAGCAUCCAGAGCAGCGAGGAGAUGGCAGAGGCCCUGCCAGAGACAAAGGUGCUCCAGAAGAUCAGGUUGCUGGCUCUCCUCGGACGAGGCUCCCAGUUCCAGGAGCUGGGUCGGGACAAAGAAGCUUUGAUGAAUUUCCAGCACAGUCUGCAAGUUUGCCCAGGUGACCCUGCUGCCACCUCUCACCUGCUGCGAGCUCUGUGGAAGCUGAACCGAAGGCAGGAGGCUGCUGCUCUCUGGCAGAAGUUGCACGCGGACACUGCCCCGGCAGACGGGCAGCAGGAAGCACCGGGGAGGCCCUACCCGUUGUACCUGGUGUCGUGUCUAAAGCAGGUGAACCUCCCACACGAUGAGUCUCUUGCUAGGAGUCUGCAGGACUAUCUGAGGACCAGUGGCCAGGAUCCUUAGAGCCAUCCCCGUCUCCCUCCCCACAGUCACGCAACUGCUAAAACCUCCUUCCCUGCAGAGGGCAGCAGGACGGCAUUAUGCUCUGAUGGCUUUCCCAGGACUCUGACUUGCCCUUGGGCAGAAGAACUCUUCCUAGCCAAGGCACCAAAGCACAAUGAAGCUAUUUUUUUGGUAAUAAAAAGGACGCGGGAGUCGGCCACGCCCCACUGUGUUCGGCUUAUGCACACUCUUCUAAACCUCUCCUGGACUGUCUACGUUAAGAGUGAAGCAUUGUGUGCUGCAGGGCACUUGCCCGGGCGCUGUCGGGAAUGGCCUGAGCCUCCUGCCUCCAUGUCCCCUCGCCGUGGAGAGUGGGGUUGCCUGCGUGCUGGAUCCGUUGGGCCAUGCCUACCGUAGGAGCACAGGUGUGUGUUUUAACACGUUAUCACCUAGUGUCCACAGGGCAAGCUGGAGUUCUAACCCCUGGUCCCUGCUGACCUGGUGCCAGAGCCAGCACUAAACGUGGGCGUUCCUGGCUCCUGGUACCGAGCUCCCCCUGCCUUUCUGUCUGAGCUGCAGCAGCUUCCCCCACCUACGCUGCACCCAGGGGCUGCAGGGGGGAGCAGCUUAGAAAUGUCUCAGCGGAGAGAGGCAGGGCAGGGUACGCGUGUUCUCUUCAGUGAACGUCACAACGGACCAGGGAGGCCACGGCUGUGCUGGCUGGAUUGUCAGGCCAGGGCGGCAGGGGGUCUGCUCAGGUAUGGCUCUGCAUCGGCACAUGCCGGGCCUGGGCUGUGGGGAGAAGAGGGAUCAGACCUAGCUGCCCUGGGGAGCUCUAAGCGGGGGUGGGGAAGGGUCUGGCAUGGAGGAGAGGAUCGGCUCCAUGUGUAAUCACAAGGCAGAUGCGCUGGGAACUGCAGGGCUCUCUCUGCUUGGUGGGCUGAUCUCCAGUGUUGGGCAGGAGCUCUCCCUGGGGCCGGCCAUACAGGGUGUGUGUGGGGAGCUGCAGAGGGGAUCUCUGCUCGGUGGGUUGGGAAGGCACAGGGCUGGGGGAGGGUGCCCCUAGCUGCAGGGCCCGAGUCUCCGGGAGGGGGUGUGCAGCCUGUCCAAUCAGGAGGGAAGUGCAUAGGCUCCUAGCCAACCAAAGUCAGGUGCUGCAGCUUCGUGACCCCCUGUGGUGUGAGGGGGGCAGGGGUGUGACCAUGGAGUGGGGGCUUGUCUGGCUGGCCAGUCUGCCGCGAGCCUGGGCCUGGGGCACGGUUGUGAGAAGCAAGGGCAGUGGGCCUCUGAUUGAGCCUCUAAGGAAGGGGGCGACACCCCCAGGGAGAGAGCUAGGGGGCAGGGCCUGCCCUGGGGGGGACCCUUCAUAGAGUGAGGGAGUUGAGACACCCCCUCCCCCCAGGCAGGGGACCCUCCUAGAUGGAGGUGCCUCUGGGUCAUGUUCCCCCUCAUGCGCGUAGGGUGAGACUGACUGGGGAGAUUCACCCCCCCAGCACACACACAGGUUUCUGGGGCUAGUCCCCAAUGUGCCCCUGUUUUUUCAACUUUGUCUUUUCUAAGGUAUAAGUGAGUAAUAUUUCUCACGUUUUUAAGGAAAAAGACACAAUCUCCAGUAGUUGUAAGUGUUCUCCUGGAAACGUUUUGCUUCUCUACCAAAGAAAAAUAGAGAGAGGGACAGGGAAGUAAUGAAUCAGUUCAUUAAUCUGAAGAGAACAAACCUAUAGAAGGCUAAAACUGACACCCUGAAUAACUGAUAGAACCAGCAACUGUCUAAUCAAUGAGAACUGCCGUCGAGCUCAGUCAGUUCACCCCUGAAAUGGAACUGAAAGGCGGUGGGAGGAAAUGGUUUUUCCCAGAGCGUAAUUAGCCUGCGGAACUCUCUGCCACAGGCAGUCAGCGAGGUUCAGAACUUGGUAAGCUUCAAGGAGCGAUGGUGCGGAGCAGGCAGGCGCUCAGUUCCCAAGGCCUCCUCCCGUGCUACAGGGAAAGCUGGGGCCUGGCCUUAGGAGAGGGCAGCUCAGGGUCGACUCUGCAGGGAUCAGAGCCUGCGGGGGGCUGCAAACCUGCAGCUUGGCUCGCUGAGCCCCUCCCAGCUUGGCUGGCCCCCCAGUCUCAUUCCUCUCCCCAGGGGCUGGGUGGCUCCAGUGCUUGCUAUGGCAGGGAGGUGAGCAAUGGAGGAUGCUGGGGGUUCUCCCUGCACAGAUGGGGGGCUCUGGAGGGAGGGCACGGUGUCCCUGUCUGCGUAGGGCUUUUAUAGGUUCCAAGACCAAAAGGGACCCCUGUGCCACCUGGUCUGACCUCCUGUAUGACACAAGCCCCUUGGACUGCCAUGAAUUAGUUAAUUGCUGUUUGAACUAGAGCAGAUCUGUUAGGGAAACCUCCCAGCUUGAUUUGAAAAUGGUCAGUGGUGGAGAAUCUGCCGCACCCCUGGGUAAACUGCUCCCAGGGUUAAUUACCGGCACUGUUAAAAUUUUACACUUUAUUCCCAGUCUGAAUCUGUCUAAGCAGCACAUGUGCACAGGCCGGGCACUCCCGCCUUAGGUGUCCUCUCUCUGGCCUGCUCUGCUCUCCCUAGGGCCACGCUCCCGCUCCCCCUCAGGGGCUGGGAUCUGCCUGGGGAGCCUUCCUGCUGCAGCAGAGCUCUCGGGGCUCGGGCAGUGCUGAACAGCAUGGCCACGGGGUGCUGACUGCAGCUGAUGCGAUGGGGACGGUGUGGGCUGGGCCAGGGCUGCACAGCAUCUGCUUCUCCGCUGUGCACGUGCUGCCCCCAUGGGAAGGGAAACAGGCUGAUCCAGUGCUCACCCGCCCAUGCUGAUCGGUUACUGGAGGGCUCCAUGACCAUCCCUGUCCCCAGCCGGCAGGGGCUGAAUUUGACUGGUACCAACAGAGAGCCGAGCAGGGCCUGGCCGACUGCUCUGGAACAGUGGCGGGUAGAUGAAAUAGCUCAGCACCCGGGCUGCUGUUAGGACGGCUCGUUCCCCUGGUUGCCCGCCUGCAUUGUUGGCAUAGAGGCUGAUGGUUUUGUUGCACAGGGGAAGGGUUUAACCUGGCACUUGGCUGGUGCAAUAGUAGAUCAGCAUUUAUCUCCUUUGUGCUCUUACAGGGGGGUUAACAUGACAGGGUUUUUAAAGCCCGUGUCAUUGAUGGCGUGGGGUUGCCCAGCGUGGGGCCCGUGGCAUGUGUUGGACACGCCACUGCUCUGAUGGCGUGGGACGCCUGUGCGUGUCAGGGCUGGGAGCUGAAGGGAGAUACCACUAGGCUGUAGCACCCAGCGGCUCCAGUCAGAGUCAGGAGCUCCUCAUGCUGGGCACUGCCCAAAGACGGAGGCAGACACGGCCCUGAAGAGGGGACAGUGGGAGGAGAGAACGUGGGCUGUGCCGAUGUUCGAUGAGAUUAUGCGUGGGGCUGUGCUGGGUGUAGAUGGUAACAGCCGGAUCCGGGGAGGUUCCAGUUAGCUGUACACGGGCGUGAGGCAGGGCCAGCGCCGCUGGGGGUGGAUUUUGAGAGUCCACACCAGCUGUAUGGUAGUAUCAAACCCUGCUCUGAGCUGGCAUGGGCACACGUGGACUUUGCUGCCCUCUCCUGACCACAUGGCGGAAUGUCAGCGCAGCGUCCACGGCCCAGGGCACAGACUGCAGCAGGCAGCCGGCGGCCUGGGUGCUUGUUUAUAUCCCAUUAGCUGAGAGCCUCUGCCCUGUGAUCCGGGUUCCAGCUGGUCCUGUGCCCGCACAAGAGCCGACCCAACAGCUCCUGUGCCUGCCUGUGCCUUUGGGUGGGACAGCCCUCUGGCUCCAGGAUGAUGUGCUUCUGCCGCUCUGCCCUGGGAAGGGAGUUACAGCAGCCCCUGAGCAUCGUUGAUUUCUGCCCAUGCCCAGAGCUGUGCUAUGUGUCUCCCAAAAUACAGGCUAGGAGCUGACACCCUAAAGGGGCUUGAAGCGGCGGGGCGGGGGCGUGAUGCCAGCGGGAUGGCGAGAGCCAGGGGGUGCUGUCUGGCUUUGUGACUGCACGGAUGGCUCAGCUGGGGAAUUCCCUGUUGGCAUGGCGGCAGAUACGAGCAUUAAGGGUGCUCCUGCCAUUGGCGGAGGGGACGGGACCAGCAGAUCAGCCCAACCCUCUCCAUGCUACUCCUGGCCAGCAACGUCCCUGGCCAAUGUCACUUUUCGCCCUGCCGCUGGCAGGCUUCAGUCACUGGUGAUGUCAGUGACUCUCCCUGUGCCCUGGCUUGGGGAGUUGCCAUCUCAAAGGCAGAGUGACUGUGUUUCCCGGGAGUGGGGUUGACAGAAUCAGCAUUUGUUAGCUCCAGGAAAAGCACAGUGUACACUGCACGUUGGCUGGCACAGCUCCCCUGCCCCAGGUGUGAUCCAGCCCAACAGCGCUGUGCUGGCAAAGGACGCUAGUGCUAGUGCCAGUGCCGUUGUACUGGCCGUACUGCACUCUUGUCGGGUUUAAGUUACAUCCGCACUCACGUGCUCCGCUGGACUAGUAACCAGCAUAGCCACACUGGCACAGCGCUCCACAUCUGGUGGAGAUCUGGUCUGAGUGAACAUGGCAGAACAUGCCGUUCAGAACCGACAGCUCAUUGGAUCAGUCUCCCCAUCAUUGGCAUUGAUCCAUUUCCUCUCCUCCCAAAAGGAAGGGCCCUCCUCCUGCCAGAAUCACUGUAAUGCAAUGCUAAACUGUAUUAUCCCGUUCAGCCACUGGGGCGGGGUGCUGAGAGCCAUAAACUGUAAACCCUGUCUAUAUUGGAAACCCCUGCAAGCCAGGGGUGCUGCAGCACCCCCCGCCUCCCUUGUUCCAGCACCUAGGCAUUAGGGCAUGCUGUGUGCAGCAUACCCUACUUAAGCUCCCAACGCCUGUUACCCCAGAAUUGAGGAGUGUUACACCCCAGAAUUUGAUCAAGCGAAUUGCAGCCAUAUUGUGUGCAUUCAGCCACCAUGAAUUAAUAAAAUGGAACGCCACUUCGUUAAGAGGUAAUUUGGACGAGCAGGGCUCCUGGAGGCAAGGUCAAAUGCUAGCUGCAGGCUUGCAGUUUCUGCUAAUCAGAAUCGGAGGCGGGGAGAAAAGAAUCAAGAAACUAUGAGACUGAAAGAAAAUAAAUGGAUGGAGACCUUGAGUUUGGGUGCCCUUAAUAUAAAAGCUUAUUAUAGCUAAGAUUGUUAGGAAUGUUUUGUUGAUAAGUAGUUGAGUGAAGUUAGGAGAAGUGAUGGCCCAGUAGGGGGUCACCAUGAGCUAUAUGUUUUGUAAAAAUUAGUUACAAAAAGACUAGAUAAUAGAGUGGUGGGGAAGUGACGGGCCAUUGCUGACCUGCUGCUAAUUACUUGAUACCAUCUCAGAUUUUAGGUAAUUAUUUGGGAUGUUCUAAACCUAUUGCUUAUGUCUGUGUGUGCUUAAAUCUAAUAAAUAGUAGUUUUAGAUAAGA